Molecule: messenger RNA, 2357 nt
Organism: Rhinolophus ferrumequinum (greater horseshoe bat)
Lineage: Eukaryota; Metazoa; Chordata; Mammalia; Chiroptera; Rhinolophidae
Product: intestinal-type alkaline phosphatase-like
Exons: 11
Coding region: 61-1731 (556 amino acids)
Biological process (GO): dephosphorylation
Cellular component (GO): plasma membrane
Molecular function (GO): alkaline phosphatase activity
Source: RefSeq, a predicted model, not a curated record
UGCUACUCUGCUGGAUCAGACUUGCCCAAGUGCCAGCCUCUCCAGGGUCCCGGCCCCUCCAUGGUCCCAGCCCUGCCAUCUUCUCACCAUCCCACAGGCAUGCAGAGAGUCUGGCUGCUGCUGCUGCUGGGCCUGAGGCUACGGCUCUCCCUCAGCAUCAUCCCAGUUGAGGAAAAGGACCCAGCCUUCUGGAACCGCCAGGCAGCCCAGACCCUGGACACCGCCAAGAAGCUGCAGCCCACCCAGACAGCCGCCAAAAACCUCAUUCUCUUCUUGGGGGACGGUAUGGGGGUGUCCACAGUGACAGCCGCUCGGAUCCUAAAGGGGCAGAAGAAUGGCAAGCUGGGACCAGAGACCCCCCUGGCCAUGGACCAAUUCCCAUACUUGGCUCUGUCCAAAACGUACAACGUGGACAGAAACGUGCCAGACAGUGCAGGCACGGCCACGGCCUACCUGUGCGGGGUCAAGGCCAACUACCAGACAAUUGGUGUGAGUGCGGCAGCCCGCCUUAACCAGUGCAACACAACUCGUCGCAAUAAGGUCACCUCCGUGAUGAACCGGGCGAAGAAAGCAGGGAUGUCAGUGGGGGUGGUGACGACAACGAGGGUGCAGCAUGCCUCGCCAGCCGGCACCUACGCACACACGGUGAACCGCCACUGGUACUCCGACGCCGACAUGCCUGCCCAGGCUCUGAAGGAGGGCUGCCAGGACAUCGCCGCACAGCUCGUCUCCAACAUGGACAUUGACGUGAUCCUUGGUGGAGGCCGCAAGUACAUGUUUCCCAAAGGAACCCCAGACCCUGAGUACCCAGCUGAUGCCGCACAGAAUGGAAUCAGGAUUGACAAUCGGAACCUGGUGCAAGAGUGGCAAGCCAAGCACCAGAGUGGCCGGUAUGUGUGGAACCGAACGCAGCUCAUUCAGGCGUCAGAGGACCCCUCUGUAACACACCUCAUGGGCCUCUUUGAGCCAAAAGACAUGAAGUUUGAGGCAUACCGAGACCCCACGCAGGACCCAUCCCUGACGGAGAUGACAGAGGCGGCCUUGCGCCUGCUGAGCAGGAACCCCCGUGGCUUCUACCUCUUCGUGGAGGGCGGCCUCAUCGAUCACGGUCAUCAUAGAAACAGAGCUUACCUGGCUCUGACCGAGACUAUCAGUUUCGACGAUGCCAUUGACAGGGCCAGCCAGCUCACAAACGAGAAGGACACGCUGACCCUUGUCACCGCUGACCACUCUCACGUCUUCACUUUCGGUGGCUACACACUGCGUGGGAGCUCCAUUUUCGGCCUGGCUCCAGAGGUGGCCGGAGAUGGCAAGGCCUACACCUCCCUCCUUUAUGGCAACGGCCCAGGCUUCGCGAUCAGCAAUGGCUCGCGGCCCAAUGUCAAUGACAGUCAGAGCAUUGACCCCGAGUACAGGCAGCAGUCGGCCGUGCCCCUGUCGUCGGAGACCCACGGCGGAGAGGAUGUGGCGGUGUUCGCGCGUGGCCCGCAGGCGCACCUGGUGCACGGCGUGCAGGAGCAGAACUUCGUGGCGCAUGUCAUGGCCUUCGCCGCCUGCCUGGAGCCCUACACUUCUUGUGGCCUGGCGCCCCCCGGCGCCACCCCCGCGUCCCCCACUGCUGGCCCCACUACCCGCCCCACCGACGCCGCGCACCCCGGGCCGGCCGCAGGCGCGUCCCUGACUCUGCUGGCCGGAGCCCUGCUGCUGCUGCUUGGGGCUAACGUGCCCUGAGGGCCCCCAGCCCCCGCCUCCACAGGGUCCCCACCCCUACUGAGCCCCCACACCAUAGCUGGGUCGCCUCUCCCUGUUGUUCAACCACAAGGCCGCCCAAAGCCUCCAGCCCCAGGGCCCACCAGGGGCCCCUACGUCCUGACUUUUAACUGUUGGCCAUAAAAGACAAGUCUCAGCCCACUCAGCGCUGCCCCCAGCCCUCCCCGCGGGCCGGACCGCGGGGCACCGUGCAGGCUGAGGCAGUGGCUUUCCUGGGACACCUACUGUCCUGCCCAAGCUCUGGACUCCGCCCCCAAUCUCUGAGGCUAGAGAAUUGGACAGUUGGGCACCAGGGAAGGGCCGGCUUCCAUCCCUGGAGCAACCAUCCCUGCAAUCAUCCCUGGAGCACCUUCCUGGCCGAGGAGGCUGCUGAGGUCGGAUGCCCAAUGAGGCUUUAACACAAAGUGACCCCAGCCCCGGACCCUCUACCCUUACACAGAAGAAUAGAUGGCAACACAGAAAGCAGAGACCUGUAGCAAGUCAGUCGGCUACUGAGAUGGUCACUCCCCAAUGCGCAUCCAGGUUGGGAGAGCCAAGGAGCUUUGGGAAACUGGGUGCAGGGCAGAUAGUCCCAAAGCAGCCCUUGC